This is a messenger RNA of Hyposmocoma kahamanoa, 2309 nucleotides long. RefSeq lists its product as uncharacterized. Lineage: Eukaryota; Metazoa; Arthropoda; Insecta; Lepidoptera; Cosmopterigidae. The transcript has 6 exons. The record is from RefSeq and is a predicted model, not a curated record. Gene Ontology annotation, molecular function: actin filament binding. Gene Ontology annotation, biological process: actin filament organization. The coding region runs from base 16 to 987 and encodes 323 amino acids.
CUGCUAUUGACAAAAAUGAUGGAAAACGGUGAAUUUAAGAGACACAGUAGUUUAAAAAGUCCAAAUCCAAAAAGACCUUUGUUAGAAUCUAAAAGAGUAGGACGCGAACGCUGUCAUAGCUAUCAUGCAGGAACCCCUGAACAUCCAAAACCGAAAAUAUCUCGUUUGGGAAUAUCAAAGAUGUCGUUUAGGGUCGUGCGUAGUUCAAAGUUCCGCCACGUGUACGGGCAGCCCCUGAAAAGGGAACAGUGUUAUGACAACAUCAGAGUGUCGAAGAGUUCAUGGGACUCGACAUUCUGUGCGGUGAACCCCAAGUUCCUGGCCAUCAUCGUGGAGUCCGCUGGCGGCGGUGCCUUUAUAGUACUGCCACACAAUAAGGUUGGUCGUAUCCCGGCGGAUCAUCCGCUGGUGGGCGGACACAAGGGCCCGGUGCUGGACAUCGCGUGGUGCCCCCACAACGACAACGUCAUCGCUAGCGGAUCAGAGGACUGUGUCGUCAAGGUAACCAAAUUUUUUACGAAAAUAAAAUUGUUAUUUGCAAACGCAUACCGCAGAGAGCGCGCGCUCGUUGUGCAGGGCGGGUACGUGUCGGGGCGCGCCGCCACGCAGCUGCACUGCGUGAAGAAGGCCAACGCGCUGGCCGCCGCCAAGGAGAAGGACCGCUCGCCCACGCCCGCGCACCGCCGCGACGACAGCCAGGCCGGCACGCCCGCCUCCGCCACGCCGCCGCCCUCCGUCAGCGCCGCCGUGGAAAAACAGUUAUCCGACCUGGUGGACGAGAUUCGCAAGCUGAAGUCGGUAAUAGUGAAGCAGGAGAACCGCAUCCGCGCGUUGGAAGCCUCGGUGAAGGCGAGCCUGUCUCCCCCGUCCCCCGUGCCGCCCCCCGCCGCGCCCGUAGCGCCCGCCGCGCCCGCGGCGCCCCCCUCCCCGCCCUCGCCGCCGCCAAACCACGAAGCCGAGGACGCGCUGGCGCCCGACGAGGUCUGAACCGGCGCCCUUGCCACCCCGCUUUUUUCAUCACGGUUCGGUAAGUGUACUGUAGUUGUAUUGGCUGGAGAGUAACAUACUUGUUGACUCUUCAUCGAUUUAUUAUGGAAACAAAUUUAACACAGUAGCGGAUUGUAAUGCUCUUUUUGAACGUGUAGAAAAAACAAAUCAUGACACAAAAACAGGUUAUAAAAGCGAGAUGCGACUAUGAAGUUUGUAAUAAUAUUUGACGUAACAGAGCGAGUGUCCGCUGCAUAAAUGUCAACGAUGUAAUUUUUGCUAACAUACGCAAUGUGUAUGAUUUUCUCCUACUGUACACUCGCUGUUCAACAAAAUAGGACCUAAUCGGUAUUUAACGAAAUAUAUUUAUUUAAACGUGGCCUCGUCGUUGAAAAUUAUUUAAAUAAAACUAAGUCCAUGAAUCGAGCUAGUCUCGAUUGAAAGUACGAGAGGCGCCGGUUGAUACUGUGUUUUAACGAUGUGCCUUGUUAGUGCGAAGAAUAAUUACGUUUUAUACAUUUUAAAUUAAGAUUUAUAAAAAGUUUUUUUCUAUAGAACAGUGUCAACUUAUUGACUACAAUGAAAAAUCAUAACAUUUUUCUUAUCGUCACAUUCGAUGACGAUGACCAAGUUGUUGAUUUUAAGAAUAAAUUAGUUUUCUAUAAAGUGCUCAAAGUAUGGCCAGUCCUCUAUUAUAAUAUGAUCUUUUUAUAAUUAUACAUAAAUGUUAUAAAUAAAAAUUAAUAAAAAUUUGUGUGAUUUUCAACCUCGCCUGCAAAUGUGUUAGGAGAGUUGAAAAUAUAAAUAUUUUCGUAACAUAUAAAAACUAUCUUUGCCUUUGUUCUAAAAUGUUUUGAUAUUUCAUUGUUCUAUAUUUAUUUGUAUGGGAAUUGUAAAUACUAAGUUUUAAUGUGAAGUGAUACGCAGAUAUGUGCCUUAUGUUCACUAUAAUAAAAACGCAAUUCGGUAGUGUUUAGUCACAAAUGUAACAGAAUUGGUGAUGUAUAUUUUUGCAUUUAGUUUUGAUACAUCGUUUAGAUAAGUACCGUAUUUAUUUCAGAGUCUGAAUUUUGUAUCUUUAGUACAGUUAGGUGGGUAAAUGUUUUGACACAAAAAAAGUGAAUACUGAAAGUUGGAUUCGUACUGUCUUCUAAGUUGAUGACCAAAUUUAAUAUCCACCUUAAAGUAUUUUACUCAGUCUAUUAUUUAAUUUGUCAGCUUUUAUGUAUUAUUACGUUUAAUGGUUAAUCUCUUUAGUCUCAAAUUAAUUUAAAACUUAAAUGACUGUAUACUUUCGAAGACUGAAAUUAAAAAUCCAACAA